CAGCAUCUCUACAUGAAAACAUUUCUGCGUCGCUUCACUGCGACGAUUAAAAACCUCAAGGAGCCGGAAGAAACAGCAACAACUCAGAGUUUCUCAGCUGGUUUAAAGUGUUAAAGUCUAAAUGAGGAGAAAUGAACGAAACCAAGGAUAUGUUCUCCUGCUCCUUGUGUCAUCUUUCCUACUCCUCUCAAAUUGACCUCUGCGAUCACAUCGAAAUGUGUCACUACGAGAAACCAGGAGAAAUUAAAUACGCAAACGUAAUGCCCCGAGCGUGCUCCAGUCGUGACCCGACCACCGGUGGUGGUAAUUUCCCGACUACUACCACUUUCAAACCCCUAGACGGAGGUCUUCAUCUUAAAUUGCCGGAGCGUGGAAACAGUGUUACCCAUGGGAUUGAUCUCAAACCUCAUCAACUCCUCUAUACAGGAGAUAAGCAGUAUACCUGCCCUAAAUGUGGAAAAAGUUUCGGCUACCAAGCUAGUCUGACCGUGCACCAGCGCAUUCACACUGGAGAGAAGCCGUAUCACUGCUCAGAAUGUGGUAAGAGUUUUGUACAGUCGGGUCAUUUUCAACAGCACCAGCGCAUUCACACUGGUGAGAAGCCAUAUCAAUGCUUGCAGUGUGGAAAGAGUUUUACUCGUCAGGCUAAUCUCAGAACGCACCAGCGCACUCAUAAGGGUGAGAACCGGCAUCAGUGCUCACAGUGCGGGAAGAGUUUUACGUACCGAAGUAAUCUCGAAAUACACCAGCGCGUUCACACUGGAGAGAAACCGUAUAAUUGCGCACAGUGCGGGAAGAGCUUUGCGCAAAUUGGUCAUUUCCAACAACACCAGCGCAUUCAUACUGGAGAAAAGCCCUAUAACUGCUCGUAUUGUGGAAAGAGCUUUGCACAGGUGGGUCAUCUUCAACGUCACCAGGCCGUUCACACCGGAGAGAAGCCGUACCACUGUUCGCAGUGCGGCAAGAGUUUUGCUGAAAAUGGUACCCUCAAGUCGCACAUGCGCACUCAUACUGGUGAAAAGCCUUAUUGCUGCUCGAUGUGCGGAAAGGGUUUUACCAAAAGUGGUAGCCUUAAAGCGCACAUCCGCAUUCACACCGGAGAGAGGCCGUACCAGUGCUCCCAGUGUGGAAAAAGUUUUUAUUGCCGUAGUCCACUCCUGAUCCACCAGCGCAUUCACACGGGAGAGAAACCGUUCCAGUGCUUACUCUGCGAGAAAAGUUUUUAUUGCCGGAGCCGCCUCAGAAUACAUCAGCGUGUUCACACCGGAGAGAGACCAUUUCACUGCUUACAGUGUGGAAAGAGUUUUUAUUGCCGGACUCAUCUGGAAAUACACCAGCGCAUUCACACUGGAGAGAGACCGUUCCAGUGCCCACAGUGUGGGAAGACUUUUUACUGCAAGACACAUCUACAAAUACAUCAGCGCAUUCACACGGGGGAAAAGCCACACGUGUGCUCCCAGUGCGGCAAGAGUUUUAGCCUAAUGAGUUCUCUCAAAGUGCACCAGCGCAUUCACACCGGAGAGAAACCAUACCAUUGCCUACAGUGCGGAAAGAGUUUUAAAAUCCACUUCCCCCUGCGCCAACACAAGCGUAUUCACACAGGUGAGAAGCCAUAUCACUGCUCAGAGUGUGGAAAGAGUUUUAAUCAUCACACAAAUCUCCAAACACAUCAGCGCAUUCAUACAGGAGAGAGGCCAUAUCAGUGCUCAGAGUGUGAGAAGAAUUUUACUCACCAAAGCGCUCUACAACGACACCAGCUCAUUCACACUGGAGAGAAGCCAUAUCAGUGCCCGGAGUGCGGCAAGAGCUUCAGUCGGAAAACCAAUCUCAAAACGCACCAGCGCAGUCACACGGGAGAGAAGCUGCACCACUGCUUGCAGUGCGGAAAGAGUUUUUCCUACAGGAGCACUCUGCAAACGCACCACCGCAUGCACACCGGAGAGAAGCCGUACAACUGCUCACAGUGUGGCAAAGGCUUUGCACAACUCGGUCAUCUUAAACAACACCAGAAUAUUCACUCUGGAGAAAAGCCGUACAGCUGUUUAUACUGCGGAAAGUGUUUUGCACAAGCGGGUCAUCUUCAAAAACACCAGACAGUUCACACGGGCGAAAAGCCGUACAGCUGUUCACAGUGUGGGAAGAGUUUUACCCAGCUGAGUACUCUCCAAACACACCUGCGCAUCCAUACCGGAGAGAAGCCGUAUCAGUGCUCGCAGUGCGGGAGGAGUUUUACUAAAAACAGUACUCUUAAAACGCACCAGCGCAUUCACACGGGAGAGAGACCGUAUCAGUGUGCGCAAUGCGAGAAGAGUUUUACACACCUGCUUAGUCUCCAGAUACACCAGCGUGGCCACAGCGGAGAGAGACCCUACCAGUGCUUACAGUGCGGGAAGAGUUUUAUUCGCCGGACGUAUCUCCAGGUACAUGAGCGUAUUCACACAGGAGAGAAGCCCUACGUCUGCUCCCAGUGUGGGAAGAGUUUUAGUCAGCUGAAUUCACUCAAAGCACACCAACGCGUUCACACAGGGUAGAAUUCUGAUGGACCUGAUGCGUGAAGAGAAGAGAACUUUGCUCCGCAUCUAGUACUGGAGUCAUCCAAGAUGAUCACAGGUCACAUAUAGUGAGGUCCAUAAGUUUACGGACAAGGACACAUUUUUCAUAAUGUUUCCUCUGUACACUACUACAGUAGAUUUGAAAUGAUGCAGUCACACGCGAUUGUCAACAGCUUAAAGCAGUCUCUCAAUUUUUAUUAUUCGUUUACAAAUAUCAUAUCUUACAUGAAGGUGAAUACUUUUACUCAAGUACACAAGUAAGUGGAGAAUGUCUACUUCUACUUGAGUAAUAUUUGCCCUAGGGAGUCUCUACUUUUACUUAUGUACAGAAUCUGAGCAGAAAGUAGAUACAGUCAAUACAAUUCACAUGAUCAGUAAGCACUAGGUUCCAUUGAAAACUGUACAUGACCACCAUACAUACAUAACACCGCCUCCACCAUGUUUGGUGAUGUACUGUAAU
Clarias gariepinus (North African catfish) is the source of this 3012-nucleotide messenger RNA. RefSeq names its product gastrula zinc finger protein XlCGF26.1-like. Gene Ontology annotation, biological process: negative regulation of transcription by RNA polymerase II. NCBI's taxonomy places the organism in Eukaryota, Metazoa, Chordata, Actinopteri, Siluriformes, Clariidae. The record is from RefSeq and is a predicted model, not a curated record. Gene Ontology annotation, molecular function: RNA polymerase II cis-regulatory region sequence-specific DNA binding; DNA-binding transcription repressor activity, RNA polymerase II-specific. The transcript has 4 exons. The coding region runs from base 132 to 2531 and encodes 799 amino acids.